AUGCCACGUAAGCUACGUAAGAAUAUACGUAAGAGGAAGAGAGCAUUGAAACAUCCAAUAGUAAGACUAACACCACAACAACAGUUGCAACAACAAAUGCUGAAUGACCCCACUAUGUUGCAACAAAUGUCAAGCAAUCCUAUGCUUUUAAACCGAGUUGUUGGUGCACAGAGUGGAGGUUUAAGAGCGGCACUUUUAGCGAAAAUGGCAGGCUAUGGUGGAGCUGCAGACGGAACAGCCUAUAACCCUCAAAGUCAAAUGAAUUUGAGUUCACUCAAAAAUCAAAUAACAGAUGUCAAAAAGUCAAACAUAGACAUACAGAAGCAAAUAAGUGAAAACGAAAAGAAACUAGAAUAUGACAGACACACAAAGAAACUCAAUGAGUUAAACGUAGAGAAAAAGAAGAAAGAAGAACAACUGAAAGAACUAAGUACAGAGGAAUAUGCGAAAAAAGUGUCAGAAAAAGCAGCAGAAGUAGCAAAAAUGGAACAAGAUGUCAUAAAUUUGAAAAACCAUACUACUCAAUAUAAAGUACUGAAAGAUGAAGAGAUAAAACAAAAAGCCCUGAAGACAUAUAUGGAUAGCGAUGAGUAUAAAAAAGAAGUUGAAGCAAAUGUAAAAGCAGAAAAACUUUUACAGUUGCAAAACCAAACCGUACAGUAUGA
Molecule: messenger RNA, 665 nt
Organism: Trichomonas vaginalis G3
Lineage: Eukaryota; Parabasalia; Trichomonadida; Trichomonadidae
Product: protein of unknown function, DUF4106 family
Exons: 1
Source: RefSeq, a predicted model, not a curated record